ACUAACCAAUCUUCUUAACUAAGAUUAAUCUCUUAAUUAAGACACUUAAUUUAAUAAAAAAAGAAACAAAAUGGAAGCCGUGGGAGAAUGGAGCAACAACCUCGUAGGAAUGUACACAUAUGCAACCGAAGAAGCUGAUUUCAUGAACCAGCUCCUCGCCUCCUACGAUCAACCUGCCACCGGGUCAGCCUCUGGCACAACCGGUGGAGACCACCAGGGCUUGUAUUGGAGCCUUGGCUCUCAUCACAACCACCUUACUCUCAUGCAUGAAUCCAGUAGCUUCUGUUUCUCUGGGGAGAGCAGCAGCUACAGCGUUGGGAACAGUGGAUACUACGGGGUGGUACCACCCGCGGUUGAAGAGAGCAACAAUGGGUCAAUGGACUUUGGGAUGGAAGAUGUGACCAUCAACACCAACUCUUACCUUGUUGGUGAGGAGACAAGUGAGUGUGACGUUGAAAAAUACUCAUCUGGAAAGACUCUUUUGCCCUUGGAAACCGUCGUUGAGAACCACCAUGAGGAUGAGAGCAUCUUGCAAUCCGAAAUCUCUGUGACUACUACGGAUCAUCAUCAGAAAUCUCUCACCGGUUCCAAGAAGAGAUCACGUGCGACAUCGGCUGAUAAAAACAAGAGAGCAAAAGUGGGUAAGAGAGGUCAAAAGAGCAUAGAAAUGAGUGGUGAUACCAACAAUGGAGGAGAAGAUGAAGAAAGAAGGAAGGUGAAGAAAACAAAGAGUGGGGCUAUAAUGAGUAGACAGAACUCAAGCACCACUUUCUGUUCCGAGGAAGAAUCACAAUGUCCUUCUCAGGACGUUGGAGGAGAAGAGGAAGAAGAUGCCUCCAAGGCCCUCAACCUUAAUGGCAAGACCAGAGCCAGUCGUGGUGCUGCCACCGACCCUCAAAGUCUUUACGCAAGGAAAAGAAGAGAAAGGAUAAACGAGAGAUUGAGGAUUUUGCAAAAUCUGGUCCCAAAUGGAACAAAGGUUGAUAUCAGUACAAUGCUUGAGGAAGCCGUCCAUUACGUAAAAUUUUUGCAGCUUCAAAUUAAGUUAUUAAGCUCUGAUGAUCUAUGGAUGUAUGCGCCGAUUGCUUUUAACGGAAUGGACAUUGGCCUCAACCCACCGAGAUGA
Messenger RNA from Eruca vesicaria subsp. sativa (arugula), 1126 nucleotides. NCBI's taxonomy places the organism in Eukaryota, Viridiplantae, Streptophyta, Magnoliopsida, Brassicales, Brassicaceae. The record is from the annotation of a GenBank genome assembly.